AUGGAGGAUAAUGUGGACGCUCAAUUUGUGAGGCUUGCAGAAGCUUGUCCCUGGCGAUACCUGGGGCCUAGUGCAUGCAUCAUCCUCUUCCUGGUCUUGCACCGGAACUACACCGAAGAAUCCCUCACCAUUCUUCGGGGCCUCGGUGUCCAGACCUCGACCACAUCUUCCACUUACCUCCAGACGCCCACUACGCGCUUCAUACCCACUACAAGCAUACAGGACGUCUUCAUACACGAGGCGUUCAAAGGAUUCGAGGUGAGGUUCUACCUCAUGAUAGUAGUGGAGGGGGAAGAAGAGGUUGUCGUUGUGUUCCCGAGAUUGCUACCGAGAAGAGGGACGCUGGAGAUUGUUUGGAGGGGCGUGAGAGGAGGGCUAUGGGAAGACAGCUUUAAGAGUACAGAGGGGGAGAAAAUGGUUGAUAGCAAAGCAGCGUAA
Alternaria atra is the source of this 438-nucleotide messenger RNA. RefSeq lists its product as uncharacterized. NCBI's taxonomy places the organism in Eukaryota, Fungi, Ascomycota, Dothideomycetes, Pleosporales, Pleosporaceae. The record is from RefSeq and is a predicted model, not a curated record. The transcript has 2 exons. Gene Ontology annotation, cellular component: glycosylphosphatidylinositol-N-acetylglucosaminyltransferase (GPI-GnT) complex. Gene Ontology annotation, biological process: GPI anchor biosynthetic process. Bases 1 to 438 code for a protein of 145 amino acids.